CGCAGGUUGCCGGGAGUGUGUUGUGUCGUUGUGCACCUCAGAUACGAAUAUGCGGACGUUCUUGGUGCUAGCAUGCGUGAGCGCAGCCGUGGCGGUGGCGGUGCCGGUUGAAUAUGGCGGGUACUUCGCGCAUGCGCCGGUGGCCGUACAUGCACCAGUAGUCCACGCUGCACCCGUGAUACAUGCGGCUCCUGUAGUACAUGCUGCCCCGGUCGUCCAUGCCGUGCAUGCUGAGCCUGUUGCUUAUCCAAAGUACGCGUUUAACUACGGAGUGAAGGACCCACAUACCGGUGACAUCAAAUCGCAGCAAGAAGAGCGUGAUGGUGAUGUUGUUAAAGGAAGCUACUCCUUAGUGGAGCCUGAUGGUUCUACCAGGACUGUGGCGUACUCCGCAGACGACCACACAGGUUUCAAUGCUGUCGUACACAAAUCUGGACAUGCAGUUCAUCCGCAACAAGUAGCAGUAGCGCAUGCGGCACCAGUACAUUACGCGGCUGCUCCCAUCGCAGUGGCAUCCUACGGUCACGGCUACGGUCUACACUAACCACUUAAAACUAAAGUCCUGACAAAAUAUCUUGACAAGCUAAAGUUGACUUAUUUAACUUAAAGCCCCCUUGAUGGAGCAGUUGGUAUCCAAAGAGGUCCUCCAUCAGUAUGAAGUGACUAUUACAUGCUUUUGAGAGAAAGGGAGACACAUGUUCAGCAAGGUCAAGCUAUUUUGUUCGUAUUAUACUUAAUGUUUACGCCACAAAUACUCUACUAGAUGUUACGUUUAUACCUUAUAUUAAUGUUAAGGGUGGGUGUUAUGUUAUGCGCGCGCAGGGUUACGU
Spodoptera exigua (beet armyworm) is the source of this 830-nucleotide messenger RNA. Lineage: Eukaryota; Metazoa; Arthropoda; Insecta; Lepidoptera; Noctuidae. The record is from the annotation of a GenBank genome assembly.